Amphimedon queenslandica is the source of this 1078-nucleotide messenger RNA. Its product is annotated as peroxisomal biogenesis factor 19-like. Gene Ontology annotation, biological process: protein import into peroxisome membrane. The transcript is spliced from 5 exons. NCBI's taxonomy places the organism in Eukaryota, Metazoa, Porifera, Demospongiae, Haplosclerida, Niphatidae. The record is from RefSeq and is a predicted model, not a curated record. The coding region runs from base 87 to 1007 and encodes 306 amino acids. Gene Ontology annotation, cellular component: peroxisomal membrane; peroxisome.
UGUAGGUGGGGCUGGUCACGUGUACACAUUCUCACUUGAUCUGGUACUAGAAUAACUGGAGAUCUACUGAUUUCUUUGGCCCUGAAAUGGAGGAAGAGAAAUUUAAGAAUGAAGGAGAACCUGCUAAAGAAGGAACUAAUGAAAUAGACACAGAUCUUGACAAAUUAUUGGAUGACUCAUUAAACGAGUUUGGUAAGCAUGUUUCAGCGGGUGCUGGUGCGUCAGGAGGAGAGGGAGGAGUCAAGCCAAAGUUAGGGCGUGACUUGUCAAGAGUAGACGAGACUGAAGACCCAACCCUCAAGGAACUGGAGAAAGUUUUUGGAGAAGAAAUAGCAGCACAAGUUGAAGGUGAAUUGAACGAAGCUAUUGAGCUACUUUCCUCUGAAAACCCUGAACUAUUCAAGCAAUUUGAAUCAUUUGCUGAAAGUCUAAAACAAGAAGGCAUGCCAGCCCCUCCCCCUCAACCGGCUCCGCCCCCUCGAACCAAAGGAUCACUAGAAGUGAUACUAGAGGAGACAGUGAGGAGGAUACAAAGCGGCGGGGCCAGUUCCGAGGGGGACAUCCCUCCUAAACUGGCUAGUAUGAUGAGUGACUUACAGCUGGGGGAUUUCCCUGAUGGGGAUGGGACAGAGGAUGGUAUCAUGGCCGCCAUGCAAGGAAUGAUGAACACUCUUCUCUCAAAAGAAGUUCUUUACCCUUCGCUGCUGGACUUUUGUAAUCAAUAUCCUGAUUGGCUCCGUACUCAUGGGGAGAAGUUGUCCCCAGAGGAUAAGGAAAGAUACUCGAAGCAGUAUGAGAUAAUGAAGACAAUUUGUGGUGAAUUUGAAAAGGAGACAUCAGGAGAAGAGGAAGAAUCACGAAAACAAGAAAAUAUUCUUCAACUAAUGCAGCAGUUGCAAGAUUGUGGACAGCCUCCUGAUGAUUUAGGAGGUGGUCCAAUCCAGCCUCCAUUACUGGGACCUGACGUGCUCCAAUCACCUAGCAAUGAACAAUGCUCAUUAAUGUGAAGAUUAGUAUUGAUUGUAUCCUAAUCAUUGUGUGUGUUCAUUAUUUUAAAUAAAUUAUGAUAACAUAUCUA